GCGCUGCUGACGUGCAGAGCGGAUGUGGACUGGUAUAUAAAAACAUUUGGUUUGGCCAACACCGUCAUUUCCAGCGUAUCGCACCAUAUAUGCCAACGUUUGGGAAGAUGAGGAUUUUACUAUUAAUGCUGGUUUCAACCAAGUUGGUGUUCAUGGUAGAAUUUAAUUCAAGAGUAGUUGAGUGGCAAAAGUUGGCCGAAGGAACACAAGCAACCAACGUUGACAUGGGUUUAAAUUUGCCUGAUAAGCGUGUUUUUGGCGGACCUUAUGCAAACCUAGGGCAGUUUCCGUGGCACGCUCUCAUCAUAAUUGACGGCAGCAUGUUUUGCAGUGGAUCUUUGAUAUCAUCUGAGUGGAUUUUAACAUCUGGACAUUGCACAGAGUUUUACACGUACUAUAUCAGCAUUGGCACUGUUCAUUUCACCGUAGGCUCAGAAUAUCCAAAUUACAUGAACGAAGAGUACUUUGGCAUUGUUCACGAGUUGUAUGUUCCAUUCGAUCCGGCCCAACAGUCUCACAAUAUCGGUCUCUUCAAAUUGCCCACACCUAUCACGUUCACUGAUACAAUUAAGCCCAUCAAACUGCCAUCCGUCUAUGACUCCAAUAGGGAUUUUUCUGGUUCUUUGAUGACAGUUUGCGGGUUUGGGUCAUCAUCAGCAGAGUAUUCUAAUAUGCCAUAUGAUAACAAUCAAUACUCCAGCAACUUCUCUCUGAAAUACGUGCAAUUGCCGGUGAUCAACUACACCGAGUGUGCCUUGAUCUAUAGCACUAAUUUUGCGUUGCCCAACUCCGCCAUUUGCACUUACAUUAAAGGCGUCGCACCGUGUGACGGCGACGAAGGUGCCCCUUUAAUCUAUAAGGACCAGAAUGACGACUGGGUUUUGGUGGGUGUUGUUUCUUACAUCCCUUCGGAUGAUUGUUUGGCCGGUCCGACAGUCUACACCCGUGUUAGCUCUUACCUUGACUGGAUUUCAGCAACAACUGGACUUGAUUUCUUGGGAACAACAACUACCACGCCGACAACCGCCACUCGUACCAUAUCCAACGCUAAAACAAGCACAAUUAAACCGACCAUCACUACAACAACUAAAUUAAGCUUAACCAGUACCAAAUUAAUCUCAACCACACCAAGACCAACUACAACCACCACCAAAAAAUUUACAACAAUAACAAUCAAAUUGACAUCAACUUCAACUAAAAAAACCACAACUGUAGCAAAAUCAACAACAACUAAGCCAACCACGACAGCAAGACCUACAACUACAAAGACAACAACUAAACCGAACACCACCAGAACCUCAACAAAACCUACAACUACCAGAACCACGACAAAGCCAGCCACUUCCAAGACCACAACAACAAAGAAAAUUGUCACCACUACUACUAGAAAGAUUAAAUCUGGUUGACAAUUUAUAUGAUAAUAUCUGUUAACGUUUUUCUUUUAUAAUAAAUAAUGAUUUAUAAUGAAAUUAUAUUCAU
This is a messenger RNA of Cloeon dipterum, 1479 nucleotides long. Its product is annotated as collagenase-like. The coding region runs from base 90 to 1406 and encodes 438 amino acids. The transcript is spliced from 8 exons. The record is from RefSeq and is a predicted model, not a curated record. Lineage: Eukaryota; Metazoa; Arthropoda; Insecta; Ephemeroptera; Baetidae. Gene Ontology annotation, biological process: proteolysis. Gene Ontology annotation, molecular function: serine-type endopeptidase activity.